AUGGGAAGCAGUAGGGAUUCCACAGACAGUUUUGAGGCGGUGGAUGAGCUUGAAGAUGGUGUACCGCGGGAUCUUGCCUCCGGUGGAGAAUUGGGUGGCACGUUGAAGGAGGAGCCAAUGGAAACUGAUGAGCAAUUGCCUUUAGAUAAAGGAGGUGAGCAAGAGGAAGUUAAAGAGGAAGAAAACAAGGAGAAUAAGGAGGAAGCUGAGGUGGAGCGAGAGGAAAUUAAAGAAGACGAAGAACGCGUGAAAGAAGAGAACAAUCCGGAACUCAUAGUUCCUCAGACGCAUGAAAUCGUGAUACCUUCUUAUUCUAGAUGGUUUCAUCUGAAUCGGAUAAAUGAGAUAGAGAAAAAGUCCUUACCAGAAUUUUUUACGAACCGUAUUCCUUCUAAAACUCCUCAGGUAUACGUGAAAUAUAGAAACUUUAUGGUCAAUUCGUACCGUUUAAAUCCUAAUGAGUAUUUUACUGUGACCUCGGCACGCCGAAACCUAUGUGGGGAUGCAGGCUGCAUUUUUAGAGUGCACAAGUUCCUCGCAAAGUGGGGCUUAAUAAAUUAUCAGGUGAACGCAAAAGUGAUUCCCAAGGCUGUUGAACCGCCAUUUACAGGCGAGUUUUCCACCCGCCAUGAUGCUCCUCGUGGACUUUUUCCGUUUCAGUCUUACAAACCUGCUGUGCAGAUUCCUGAUAUGUCGCGCCUGAAGAAAAUGAUGACGCAGUUGAGAGACCCAGCUCAAGUUACAGAACCAGCAAAUUCUGAACGGGAGACUAAUUCUGAUAAUUCUGGAGCAGCUCCUACAAGCGUUAAGCGCGAAAUGGUGCCGCCUGCAGUAUCAAGCAAACCUCCUAAGAGACCAAAACUAGAAGAAAUGGUAGAUAAGGAUUGGAGUAAGGAUGAUCUAAUGAAGUUGCUCAAGGCUAUCCAACAGCAUGGUGCAGAUUGGCCCCAGAUUGCAAAAGAAGUGGGUAACAAAACACCUGAGCAGUGUAUCCUCCGGUUUUUGCAACUCCCAAUUGAAGAUAAUUUCUUAGAGACAGAAGAAAAUCUAGGCCCACUAAAAUACGGUGCCCAUCUUCCCUUUAGCAAGGCAGAUAACCCUGUUAUGAGCACAAUAGCUUUUUUGAUUGGGUUAGUGGAUCCAAAAACAGUGCAGGAAAUGACCAAACGGGCAAUCACAUCGAUCACUGGUGAAGAUGGAACCCCUACUAAAGACACACAAGGACAAGCUGAGCCAAAGCAGGAAGAAAACCAGCAGGAUGAAACAAUUGGAAGUGCUGUCAAAGAGGCUACUGAAGUUGCUAUUUCCACUAUCGGCGUCAGGUCGCAUGUGUUUGCCAAUAACGAAGAAAGACAAUUGAAUGCCAUAGCCAACGAACUUGUUACUACGCAGAUGAAAAAGGUUGAAUUAAAACUAAAGCUAUUAGAUACAAUGGAGAAAUCCCUGGAAAUAGAACGUAAGACAUUAUUAAAACAGCAGGAAGAGGUUUUUAUACAGAAAUUUUCAUUUGCCAAACACGCAAUUGGUAUAUUGGAGAAAUUCGACAGGUUAUUAAAUGAAGAUGAACAAGAUCCCGCUAAACUGAAGGAACAUAUGGAGUCGCUGCGCAAGACUGUGAUGAAUCCUCCGACAUUUUCCAUUAGCACUGUAACCGAUUCUGUACCGAACUCUGCUUCUAACGGCUCUAAUCAAACGCCAGGCACGGUUAAUAAUGAGGCAAGUCUGGGACCCUUUGAUGAACCAAGUGUUAAGCCUGUUUCUAUUGAUGCUCCCCAGUUAUAUCGUUACUGGUCAGGUUAA
Molecule: messenger RNA, 1800 nt
Organism: Eremothecium sinecaudum
Lineage: Eukaryota; Fungi; Ascomycota; Saccharomycetes; Saccharomycetales; Saccharomycetaceae
Gene: SWI3
Product: Swi3p
Exons: 1
Coding region: 1-1800 (599 amino acids)
Biological process (GO): positive regulation of DNA-templated transcription
Cellular component (GO): SWI/SNF complex
Molecular function (GO): histone binding; DNA binding
Source: RefSeq, a predicted model, not a curated record